This is a messenger RNA of Lingula anatina, 3287 nucleotides long. Its product is annotated as ornithine aminotransferase, mitochondrial. Gene Ontology annotation, cellular component: cytoplasm. The record is from RefSeq and is a predicted model, not a curated record. Gene Ontology annotation, molecular function: L-ornithine transaminase activity; identical protein binding; pyridoxal phosphate binding. NCBI's taxonomy places the organism in Eukaryota, Metazoa, Brachiopoda, Lingulata, Lingulida, Lingulidae.
UGACCUAAAGUUGACCUAGUUAAUCGACUUCACUUGAGCGCUCCCACGCCGCAAUAUAAAGCCUGGCUGCACAUUGCAUCAUUGCUACGACCGUAACCAGCCAGCUGCAGGGGUAUUUACAGUUGUCAUUAUGCUUUCACGUGUAUUUACCCAAGCCAGGCAGCUGGCGCAGUCCUCAGUGAGAACAGUCGCCACUGCAGCAGAACUUGGAAAGUUGGGAGAACCUUCCAAAAGGGUGUUUGAAAAGGAAGAUAAGUACGGUGCACACAACUACCACCCACUUCCCGUGGCACUGUGCAAAGGAAAAGGUGUCCAUGUGUGGGAUGUAGAAGGCAACCAAUAUUAUGACUUCCUCAGUGCGUACAGUGCAGUGAACCAGGGACACUGUCACCCGAAGAUUAUAGAGGCUUUGAAGGGCCAGGCUGAGGUGCUGACACUUACUUCUAGGGCAUUCUACAGCAAUCUGCUGGGAGAAUAUGAAGAGUUCAUGCACAAUCUCUUUGGAUAUGACAAGGUCCUGCCUAUGAAUACAGGUGUUGAGGGAGGAGAGACUGCCUGUAAGCUGGCCAGACGCUGGGGAUAUGAUGUGAAAGGAAUUCCAAAGAAUGAGGCAAAGAUUGUAUUUGCUGCUGGCAAUUUCUGGGGUCGAACUUUGGCUGCCAUUUCUAGCUCUAGUGACCCAGAUUGCUAUGGAGGAUUUGGUCCAUUUAUGCCAGGUUUUAGCACUAUACCUUACAACGAUGUCUCUGCAUUACAAGCUGCCUUGAAGGACCCUAAAGUUUGUGCAUUCAUGGUGGAGCCUAUCCAAGGGGAGGCAGGUGUUGUAGUUCCAGACCCUGGUUACCUUAAAGCCAUCAGGGACACCUGCACUAAGAACAAUGUACUUUGGAUUGCUGAUGAAGUACAGACAGGACUGGCUAGAACAGGAAGGCGUUUGUGUGUGGACUAUGAGGAAGUGAGACCAGAUCUGGUCGUGCUGGGAAAAGCUCUGUCAGGAGGGGUAUAUCCAGUGUCAGCAGUGCUUGCAGAUGAUGAAGUAAUGUUGACUAUAAAGCCUGGAGAACAUGGCUCCACCUAUGGUGGUAAUCCUGUGGCCUGUAAAAUUGCCAUGGCAGCUCUUCAGGUGUUAGAAGAAGAAAACUUAGCAGAGAAUGCAUUCAAGUUGGGAGAGGUCCUGAGAAAUGAGUUGAGGAAAUUGCCAACUGAUGUUGUAUCCAUUGUUAGAGGGAAAGGCCUUCUUAAUGCCAUUGUCAUUAAUGAAAAAUUUAGUGCAUGGGAUGUCUGUGUAAAGUUGCGUGAUAAUGGACUCCUUGCCAAGCCCACACAUGGUGACAUAAUAAGGUUUGCUCCUCCUCUCAUCAUCAAUGAAAAGCAAAUUAUGGAGUGUGCAGAGAUCAUCAGCAGCACCAUCAUGGACUUUGCCAAGACAUUAUAGAAACUUAAAUAUUUAUAUAAGAAAACAUGGUUGUAGACAUCUUGUCAGUUGUGUCUAUUUAACUGCUUAUCCUGCCACUUGCACAGAAUCGAUUUUAUUUGGUGAUUUUGUGAAAGUAAUUUGUUCUCCCUGAUUGUUGUUUGGUUAAAUAAUUUUUCAUCUUGUGAUUGAUCAUGCAGAUGAAAAAAUUCAAAAGAUGGUGACAAACACAGGGAAUGGAAAGCACAAGUAUAUUGGCUUUGUAUAUUAAAAUCUGUAAAACCUUUUUUUUUUUUAUUCAAGCUUUAGAGAAAAAAUGAUGCUGUAAAGAGAAUCAUCAUUUUUUUGUCAGGAGUGUUUAGAGAAUAUGUAGUUUGAUGUUCCCAUAAAAAAGCAAUGGGGUAAAAAGCAACGGGGUACUGUGCAUUUGGUGGUUUGGGAGUAUAGUAUUAUAUGGCAGCUAUAUGUUUCAGAUUGGGAUUGGUGGAAAUGUUAAUGGAAAAUAUCACUCUAUAGCUGAACAUACAGCACUUUAGUUUUACAAAAAGUUUCUUGUUAAGGUCAUAAUACACUCGACCAAAAAAGAUAAACAUUAAAUGGUUUUUCAGUAAUUAAAAAGCUAUGCAAUGUAGUGGAAAAAUCUUCAGUUUAUUUUAAAAAAGUAAACAAUGGUAGGUGCAUUGCCCGUCAAUAUUUGGUUAUAAUAAGUAUUUACCUUGGACAUUGUUAUUUUAUAAUUAUUCAAAAUGACAAUGUUUCUUAACUUUUUAGGUCGAGUCUAUAUUCAAGCAUCUAAGUAAAUGAUCCAUGAAAUGUUGUUAUAAAAAAAGUAGCCAGUACAAUUUUCUAAGUUCGCUUAUUGUCAGACAUGAAACUUGGAUUUAAAAAAUCUCAAUUCAAAAUGUUGUUAUAAAGAAAGUAGCCAGUACAAUUUUUUGCUAAUUGUCAGACAAGAAACUUGGUUUUAAAAUCUCUAUAGACAUUUUGUAUUUAUCAAGUUUUGAUGAUCUUCACAAAUUCAGGAACUAGAAUUAAAUGAAAAAUCUUGGAAUUUGGGAUUCUACAGAAAAAGCUCUGUCUGAACUUUAUGAAAUAUUGAACUGAUCACAUCUUUUUAAAGUUGUGCUACAUGUAGUCUAUAUUUUGCACAUAUAAACCUAAUCUCACUUCAAAUGUAGGACAAAAAGAAAAGUAUUUUUAUGAUCUCUUUUUUGAAAGUUGGCCUCAUAUACAUAGGGUAAUUUUUUUUGUACAUUGCAUCAAACUGUUACUAUCUUACCAGUGUAAGUUUAGUGACAAAAGUACAAAAUGAGAAAAGGGUAAAAAUGUACAAAAUUAUGUGAAAUAUCAAAUAUGAAAUUGGAAAAGUUUAAAGGGCUGUCUCUGUUAUUUUAGUCCCAAGUGACAGAAAAUUCCUAGCUUCUAGUUCUUUAAUGCAGAAAGGAUUGAUAUACAUUGACAGUUAUUAAAAAUAAGCAUGUGCAAUGUGAUUGAACAAAUAACGAAGAUUUGUAUUAUUUUUAUUUCUCUGAAAGUAAAAAAGUUCCAUUUCUGUUUUAGUUUUACACUAGAAGAGACUUUGCAAUUAUUAUACAGACACUGAAUUGUUAUAUGAAACAAAAUCACGAGGUAAAAUUUGUUCAGUUUAUGCAGUGCACUUAAAUGUAUCUCAUAAUUUCAUAAAGCUUAAUUACAUUUAUUUUUGAGGUAGCAUUUAUUUUUAAGGUAUGUGUAUACUUGAAACUAAAAAUUAUCUGAAUUCCAUCAAGGGAAAUCUCAUUGUUUACAUAAACAAUAUGCCACUGGAACAAACUGCAAUGUCAGUAAAAUUCUGAUCACAACAACAUUUUAAAUGAAUAAAGUUUUACAUUCA